Molecule: messenger RNA, 2820 nt
Organism: Anopheles coustani
Lineage: Eukaryota; Metazoa; Arthropoda; Insecta; Diptera; Culicidae
Product: fasciclin-3-like
Exons: 4
Coding region: 673-1809 (378 amino acids)
Biological process (GO): heterophilic cell-cell adhesion; homophilic cell-cell adhesion
Cellular component (GO): adherens junction
Source: RefSeq, a predicted model, not a curated record
GCCGCACUGUCGGUACCGAGCUUAUCUUUAGGAAUUAGUAUUUGUCCAGUAGUACGAGUAACGUAGUGUAGAGCACUAAACAACCGACUCACACAUAAAGUGCUAGCCCUUGUAGUACUAACCAAAAGGGACAGAGAAGGUGGCUUAACAAAACUUUACACAUCUGUUAAUUUGUUCGUCCGACUCACCGCAAUACAGAAGAGACGCCCGUGAAUUGUUUUGUUUACUUUCUGCGUCAACGCGGUCUCCAUUCGAAAGAGGGGAGCUCGCGCGAGAGUUUGUGUUUGAGAAGUUCGAUUCUCAGAGCGGCUCGCGAUUUAAGCGCGCCUAUGUUGCUGUGCUGAGGUGCUGUAUCAGCUCAGUCGAACGAGAGGUUGCGAAGGAACCGGCUGUGUUGUGUCUCUCCGUAAAAGUCCCGGCUGUUUAUAGGCCUGCGUUGUUGUGCGUGUGUGUUGUGUGGCUGCGUACGUUGAAGCAAACAAACCGUCUAUACAAAAAGUGCCCGCUACCAUCUGCUUUCGUUCGUCGUGUCGCGUUUUCUGUGUGGUUACCGAACGUCCUACAGUUGAGCCGUUGAGAAAGCCCUUCGGAGCAGCAUCCGUAACAGCCAAAGUCUGUCCCCCUUCGUCACCCUGUGGCGUUUCUGCCUGUCGUCUACGAUCUUCAAACAAAAUGAGGAGAUACCUCGGCCUUCUCGUUACGCUCUAUUCGUGUUACAGUCUAGUUGCUCCAGUGUACUCCCAGGCAGACAUCGAGACUGAGCCAGAGUCCAACACCUACUUCGAUAAAUACGAGCGCGAUGUGAAAUUGGUGUGCCGUGCCGGUAAACCGAUCGAACGGUGCCGCAUCCGGUUACCCGGGUCCACCGAACCGUACGAAACCUCCAGCCUGCCCACCGGCGUUACUUCCUAUGGCAACUUAGCCGACGGAGAAUGCGGCGUAAAACUGGCCCGACUGAGUGCGGAACGGACUGGGAAGUUUGAGUGUUUGGUCACGAUCGGUGGCCAGGAGUACGAGAAGUCGAUCGUGUACGGGAUUCGUACGGCCCCGCAACCGACCGUACUGAUUAUCUCCAAAAAUACGAACCUGGUCGACAGUGGCAUCCGGGCGAACCAGAUGCUGAAGGCGAGGUGCACCUCCAAGUUCGGGUUGCCCGCCGCCAACCUUACCUGGAUGAUGGACGGAAUGCCGGUCGAAGAGCGGUUUCUCAAACCGGCCCAGAUCACCGAUGAGCUGCAGAACGGCCGGCUUAUGCAGACGAUCUCUCAAGAGGUAAACAUUUACCUUACACCGGAGGAUAACGGAAAAACGCUCGUCUGCCAUGCGUCCCACCCGGCGCUAACCAACCCCCAGCGCUCCGUGCUGCUGCUGAACGUUAAGUUUGCACCCCUUGAAUUUCCUCACAUCCUCAUCGAUCAGCUGCCAAAGACCGGAAGCGCUAUAAUCAACGUCACCAUCCAUGCCAAUCCGCAGCCCGUGACGCGCUGGACGGUUAACGGGCGGAUGAUAAAGGAAGGCGAAUCGGUCGACAUGUACCAGGCGUACAUCCCGCACGCGACAUCGAAAGCGGGCGAGUACACGGUGCUCCUAAAGAACAACGACUGCGGAGACGAGCACGCCUCACUGUUCACACUAGAGGCCACCAAUAUCCUCGGCACGCAGACAUACGUCGUGAAAGCGGUCCUGGUGAACGACGAAGGGGAGAACGCUGUGGGCGAGCGCCUAGGGGACGACAGCAACGGGUCCACCUUCUGGCUGAUAAGCGUCUGGACGUUCUUCUGCUCCAUGUUAGCGACACGUCUGUUGUGAAUCCAAUUCCGUAUAGCCUUAGUCAUACCGUGCCUCAUCUUUGUGCCAUCUCGGGUUUCCAAAACGGGGGGAAAGGGGGGCUAAAAAACCGAGCGGCCACGCUGGCUUGAGAGUGCUUGCCAAACGAUUCUCCUUGCGGGGGUAGCUUUAGUUGGCGUGUGGGAAAUGUGAAGGAUGCUUUUCGGUGGUGUCGGGCGGGGAUCGUUCGGAAACGCAUUCUCAAGUCGGAUAGGUUCGCAUGCCACCCCGGGAGAAAACAAAAAUACGGGAACCCAAACCACGUUGGCCUGCAGCGGCAGUGUACUUCUACUCGUUAAUAUUGUACAAUAACACUUACGAUAGUUCCUGUGAAAAAGUAUUGUGACAGAGUCGAAUCCAAAACGAAAAUGCUGUGGGCGAUUACCAAAAUGUUUGUACUACGUUUUCCUUUUCUUCCCGACCAAUUAACAGAAUAACCGUGGCAUGAGCGUGCGAUAAAAGUGAAAUUUCCAAAUGAACAGUUUAAAGACGCUAAGUGAAAGUGACAGGCUGCUAAAAACAAUUGGUAAGAAUACCAAUCGACGAGAGAAAACACUGGACAAUACGUGCCACUCUCAUCGCAAGUGAUCGAAAGGGUAUACACGUGGAACGUGAUGCAUUUCAGUGUGACGCCGCUAGUUGGAACUGUACUUUUAAUGAGUUCAUUAUUUAUUUCAUAUUACUCUCUAUUUGAAGAAGAAGAAGAAGAUGAAGAAGAAGAACGAUGCUUUAAUGAACCUGAAACCUUAGGAUAACCGGGUCAACGGGACUCCCAAUGAGAAGCCAACAUAAAAACGAGGACCUAGUCCACCUUGUACAAUAUAAACAUACGCGAAAUUGGUUCGAAUCAGUAUUACAAAUAACCGCAUAUGGUUUAUCCCGGUACGAGGAUCAGGCUAUUUUCGCUGUUUUCAAGUAGCAUCGUUAUUGCGUGGCAAUAAACCCGAACAUUUUGUAAGAAAUUCCUGUGUGUGCGAAUCAUAAAAUUCAUUA